CGACUACGUAUUCGAUUCCAGGCGUGAACGCACGUGCCGCGGCGGUUCGAGUCCCGGCGAGGUCUUCGGUGUUUUGAGCGUUUUCCGCUCGUGGUGGUUUUGGUGCUUCUGCUUCUGGUGCUUCUGCUGUUUUUGGUGCUUCUGCUGCGUGUUUCGUGUCUGUGUGUGCUUCUAUUUCUGUGCAAUGUCCUCCUCUGCUGCACCUGAGGCCCCCCAGGACCAGAACUUGUUGACUCCCUACAUCAAGUCCUUGUUGCUUGAGCCUCCCAACCUCACGCCCAGCGACUUGAGCGUUGUGUUGAAGUUGAUCAUCCAGGGCUACUCCAAUGACUGCCAGGUCUCGUCCUUCUUGACUGCCUUAAAGAUCAGGAAGCUCGACCAGCAGCCCCAGUACAUCAGUGCUGCUGCCAGAACCAUGUUGGAGUUCUCGCACUUGCUUCCUCUCCUGGUCUUGCCCCAAGAUGACUCACUCCGCUACCUCGACAUUGUGGGCACUGGUGGUGAUGGCAAAAAUACCUUUAACGUCUCCACCUCAAGCGCCAUCAUUGCUGCUGGAAUCCAGAACUUGAAGGUGGUCAAGCAUGGUGGUAAGGCCUCCUCCUCAUCGGUUGGCUCUGGCGACUUGAUCGCCCAGUUGGGUAUCAAUGUCAGCAAUAUAAACCUCAAUUCACUCCCAGAUCUAAUCAAUGAUCCCAGCAUUAACUUCAUUUUCCUUUUUGCCCCCAUUUUCCACCCAAUUAUGAAAAACUUGGUCGAUUUAAGAAAAAAUUUAAAUAUUCCCACUAUUUUUAAUAUCUUGGGGCCACUAAUCAAUCCGUUUCCAAAAAUCACUUCAAGAAUUAUCGGUGUCAAUAAUGAAGCCUUAGGCCCAAUUUUUGCCAACACCUGCAAUCUAAUUGACCGUUCCUUAGACAAUAACAAUACCAACACAAUGAUUGUUUAUGGAGAGAUUGGCUUGGACGAAAUAUCUCCCCAGGGAAAGACCAAAAUUUGGUUAACCAACUCGAGUAGCAGCAGCAACCCCACCGAAAACGAUAAUCGCAACGCAGACAGCUCCAACAAUCCUACCGGCAGCAACAUCAUCUGUAAAACCAUCUCCCCUGCUGACUUUGGCUUAAAAGAACACUCCAUCGACAACGUUAAAAGUGGUACGCCUGAAGAAAACGCUCGCUUCUUGAUCGAUCUUCUCAACAACAGAGUUCCCUUGGACACUAACCUUCCCUUGGUCGACUACAUCCUCAUGAACACUGCUGCCCUCUGUGUUGUUGCCGGCGUCGCUGAUGACUGGAAAAAGGGUGUGGAGUUGGCAAAGACCUCCAUUCUCUCAGGCAAUGCUUUGGCCAGUUUGACCAGUUUGGCUCACUCCACCAAUGCCUUCUGAACUGCGCUUCCCGAUUUAUCGGGUAUUUCCAACCACCACGUUUGUGUCUCGUGCUCUUUCUCCCGCUCUCUUGGGCCUUCUCAAAACGG
Molecule: messenger RNA, 1470 nt
Organism: Ascoidea rubescens DSM 1968
Lineage: Eukaryota; Fungi; Ascomycota; Saccharomycetes; Ascoideales; Ascoideaceae
Gene: TRP4
Product: anthranilate phosphoribosyltransferase
Exons: 1
Coding region: 185-1381 (398 amino acids)
Biological process (GO): L-tryptophan biosynthetic process
Cellular component (GO): cytosol
Molecular function (GO): anthranilate phosphoribosyltransferase activity
Source: RefSeq, a predicted model, not a curated record